This is a messenger RNA of Trichosurus vulpecula (common brushtail), 723 nucleotides long. Its product is annotated as purpurin-like. NCBI's taxonomy places the organism in Eukaryota, Metazoa, Chordata, Mammalia, Diprotodontia, Phalangeridae. The record is from RefSeq and is a predicted model, not a curated record. The transcript has 5 exons. Bases 1 to 723 code for a protein of 240 amino acids. Gene Ontology annotation, molecular function: retinol transmembrane transporter activity; retinoid binding.
AUGAGGUCCGCUUGGCACAUCUUCCUGCUGCUGGCAUUGCCUCGCUUUGGGCUGGCCCAGACCUGUGUUGUGGACACCAUCCCCGUGAAGGCUGACUUCGACCCCAAGAGGUAUGCAGGGAAGUGGUAUGCACUGGCCAAGAAGGAUCCGGAAGGCCUCUUCCUUCAGGACAACAUCUCUGCAGAGUACACCAUUGGGAUGGAUGGCACCAUGACAGCCUCCUCCCAGGGGCGUGUGAAGCUUUUUGGGUACUGGAUGAUCUGUGCAGACAUGGCAGCGCAGUACACAGUCCCUGACCCAACCACCCCAGCAAAGAUGUACAUGGCUUACCAGGGGCUGGCCAGCUACCUGUCCAGUGGAGGAGAUGACUACUGGGUGGUAGACACAGACUACAACCACUACGCACUGACCUAUGCCUGCCGGGUUUUGAGGGAGGAUGGGACAUGUGCCGAUGGCUACUCCAUUGUCUUCUCCCGAAGUCCUCGGGGCCUCCCCCCUGCUAUCCAGCGGAUCAUACGCCAGAAGCAGGAAGAGAUCUGCUUGUCUGGACAGUUCAAGCCGGUGCUUCAGACAGCUGCCCUAGGCUCUGAGCAGAUGGCAGCCAUCUCUCCAGAUAGCUUCCUGUUGCUCAGCUCUAACUGUGGAUUCUCCUCUGCUCCUGCCCUCUGGGCACUGCCCUCAGGUUUUGGGAGCAGUGUUGUUGGUGCUGUCACCUUCACUUAG